AUGGAGAAGUGUAAAUGUGGAGAAGAUUGCACUAUCAGCAGCACUGAUGUAGCACACUCUCUGUCAACAGAUGGGCGGGAGGAGCGCAUCCACGACACCGCCCCCGCCGCAGCCCCUGUAGCAGACCCCUGGGAGCUGUCAGUGGUGCUGGGAGUGUCGGUGUUGGUGGCGGCCAUAGUGGUGGCGCUGGCCUGCUGGAUGUGGCGCAACUGCAUGUCCACCAGGCGCAACGCCCCCAAGAGGGACGCGCGGAGUCGUGGCGCCCCCACGAGGCAGCAGCAGGAGCCGCUGUCGGCCGACGAGGAGAGCGAGCUGGUGGAGAGCAGCGGCGUGGUCGACGUGGGUGGCGCCAUGCUGUGCCGGCCGCCGCCGACCCCGCCGAACCACCCCUACGAGAACCUGGCGUCGGACCAGGGUCUUCCAUGUUCUCGUGAUCCGGGUCUUCCAGAGUACGAGAACAUGCACAACAUCCCAUCCUGGUUGCAGCCGCUCUUCUUAAACGCUCGCCGAGGGCUACAGGUUCCGAGGCCCCCGCCACGAACUUCUGCGUCUCGGAAUGCGGUACAGGCAUCGAACCCCUACCCUCAGGCAGAGAACCGCGCUGGUCUGGAACAGCAGAAGAGUCACCAGCUACAUGCAGGAAGUCCACCACUGACUGGGACACAGCCGUUCCCCGGUCAGCCGACAGACGGGACGCAGGUGUUUUGUGCUGAGCCGGUCGCCACGUCCACACCGCAGUCCUCUUGCGGCAGCUCUCCAGAGUCUGACAGCCUGGAGAGGGCGGCCAGGGGAUCCAGGCGUCCAGCUGGGCCAUCCCAGAGGGCCGGCCUCCCGCUGGGGAGAGAGGGGGACAGAAGCCUACGUGAGGCCACACCGGCGCGUCGUAACUGGGAGGUGGGGGCUGGAGAGCUGCAGCGCAUUCCCCAGGGUGCGAAGCUUGUGCCCCCACGUGCCAGCCACCACCACUUCAGACCUUUUUGGAGCCUCGGACGGAGCAGGACCAGUGCUGAAGAGCACGAAUACGAGGAUGUGGUACCGGUGCCCACGGGGUUCGUCACACCCAUACAGCGUGAGAGUCCACCUCGUGGUGGGGAGCUGCCAGCCGCCCACCUGGGCCAGCACGCUCACUGGGAGGGGGAGACGUCUGAGUGUUCCACGUACCCUCCAGGUGGCCUGCCAUGGGUGAAACCGCCAGAAGAACCGAGGGCUGGCUCCGGGGGAGUUCACUCACUACAGCGCCACCCACUGCGACUCAGCAGGGAAUCAGGUGCUGCGGCCCUGACGGUGCCACGCCAGGGCGCGCGCUCCUCUGCCACCAUGAGCACUAUGACAGCCAGCAGCAGUGUCAGCAGGGGGAAGCCCCCGCGGCCACUACCCAGGACUUCUUUGGGGCAGCCCCGCGCCACACCCACCAGUGCGCAGCUAGAGGUGGACGUCCACACUGUCCCACGGGCCCACAUCCUCACCGGAUCACCCGAGUCUAUGCUCUCGGCCCAAAGGUGGCAGCUGAGGGUGUAA
This is a messenger RNA of Schistocerca nitens (vagrant locust), 1518 nucleotides long. RefSeq lists its product as uncharacterized. NCBI's taxonomy places the organism in Eukaryota, Metazoa, Arthropoda, Insecta, Orthoptera, Acrididae. The transcript is spliced from 6 exons. The coding region runs from base 1 to 1518 and encodes 505 amino acids. The record is from RefSeq and is a predicted model, not a curated record.